AUGGCGGACGAAGCAACAAGAAGUGCUUUUCUAGAGAUUCAAGCCAGCAUGAUUGAGCUCACCGGAAAGUUGAAGCAGGUGCAGAAUCAGAUGCGCAACAAAGAGGGAGAUAGGAAACGUGCUUACUUAACCUUGGAGGAGCUACGGCCAUUGCCUGAAGAUACAAACACCUACAAGAAGAACGUGAGUGGUUUAGUAGUCCUGGACCUCUCCAAGUUUGUUCUGGAGCCCAAGAAGGUACUAGAGGGUGAACAAGAGCAGAAACUCAAGGACAGUGAGGCUGCAAUUGCGUCUCUUCAGCCAUCAAAGGAAUACUUGGAGAAGCAGAUUGCAGAGGUUGAGAACAACUUCAAGGAGCUGUUGCAGCAAGAACCAUCCAUUGUUCAACAAGUAGUGUCUAUGUCUGUGUAA
Molecule: messenger RNA, 411 nt
Organism: Microthlaspi erraticum
Lineage: Eukaryota; Viridiplantae; Streptophyta; Magnoliopsida; Brassicales; Brassicaceae
Source: the annotation of a GenBank genome assembly